Myzus persicae (green peach aphid) is the source of this 1747-nucleotide messenger RNA. RefSeq lists its product as uncharacterized. Bases 531 to 1715 code for a protein of 394 amino acids. Lineage: Eukaryota; Metazoa; Arthropoda; Insecta; Hemiptera; Aphididae. The transcript is spliced from 4 exons. The record is from RefSeq and is a predicted model, not a curated record.
UUAAUGAAUAACCGAUCUAUAAUACAAAAUAUCUUAAUCGUUUAACAACAAAUUAAAAUACCUAUUAGUGAAUAAUACAUAAUGAAAUUUGUACCUUCUCACGAAAUUUACUUUAGCUGUUAAUGAAUAACACAUUAAUAAUCAAUCUAUACUAAAAAAUAUCAUAAUCGCUUACAAACAAUAAUAAUUAAGUAAAUAUAGUAUUAUUGAAUAACACAUUAAUAACCAAUAUAAUAUAUUAAAAAAUGUCUUAAUCACUUACACGUUAGACUCUUAGAUAGCUUAAUAUUAUAUCUCCUACCAAUUAAUGGACUCAUCCGCACCCGUCUUAGCUCUGCAAGAGCCGACAUUCAUUCAGUCUGUUCUCAGUCUUACACAAUUGUAAUUCUCCUCUACGUUUCUAUCAGUCUCAUAAAUUGUUCGGUGCUUACAAUUUUUCAAGUCUUAUAUUAUUUUAUAGUGUUUAUUAUUUUUUCCGAGUCUUUUAAAAUUUAAAGUGUUUUUUACUUUUUAAAAUCAUUUUUAAAAACAUGGCUGGUUCAAUCGCUGACAACGCUACAUUAUACAACGAGAAGAAGGCUUUCGCAUACGUUCCUCCAUCACCACCGGCAGACCUCAUCGAAGCUACAAGCUACUCGUUGGACUUCACGACGAGAAAAUUUAUACUUAUCGGUAUCGAUCCGACAGAACAACUUCAAACAGUUGUACUCUUAUUAACAUCAUCACGUUAUGUGAAAAUAAGUACAGAUUUUCUAAGACGGAUAUUCUCACUUAUGGGUAACAUACUAUCAUUUAUAUUAGACACGCCGCAAAAGUAUAAGCGAACCACAUUUCUCGAAACCGAUGCUUAUAAAAUAUCAAGUAUGGUGUAUAACGGUUCAAACGUUCUGGUAAUUGAAUCCAAGACUGAAGAUGGAUGUAGAGUUUUAUUAAGUCGUUCAGAUUUAAUAAAACUCCAGGAAAUAGAAUGGUGUAUUACUGCUAGUAUUAAUGAAAAAGAAGAAAAAAUAAAACCAACAAUUAUUAAGCAAAUUAGUGAUUAUUGCGAGUAUUUGAUGGAAAAAUGCUUGCAAUCGGAUUCACCGCCCAACAAUUUGAGGGAAAUGGAAAUUUUCGUUCGGAACGUUGAAGUCAGACAGAGUAAGAAGACACCUAACCUCGGUCAAAUUAAAAUGUUUGCGAGUAAACAAUUGGCCGAACUUUGUAUGGCUCAUCGAAAAGUACAAAACUCAGAAGUGGUAUAUGAUAAGAAUUUCAGAUCGCUGUCAUCUUUAUCACCCAGCUAUUCAACAGUAAUGGGUGAAAUGGGCAGAUUGACUAAAGAAUGCGAUGCUUGUGAUGAAAUUAAUCCGUUGGAGGAUAAUAGUUUAGUUGAGUUACAGUACGAGUAUUCACAGAUAUCGCCAAACUAUUCUCCAGGCAAUAAUAUAGCUAAAUCUAUCGGUGAACGCGAUGGAUCUAUCAACAGUCUACCGCCACAUACAUCCGAUGAAUAUGAGUUAGAUGCACAAUACCCUCCAUGGCAUCACAACCCAGAUCUAUACCUACGCCAACAAGCUUUAGUAGUUGAUGAGAAUGAUGGUCCAACGUCAUUCUCGAUUCAAUCACCACCAGCAUCGCCAUCUUUUUUUGACAAGCCCUCUGCAGAUAUAUCAAGUAAGCGGAACGCUCAACACCUCGCAUCAUUACACAGAGUAAAACGUAAGGUUAUUUAAUAAAUUGUAGAAAUUAAAAAUAUAUGUAAAAU